Messenger RNA from Penaeus vannamei (Pacific white shrimp), 606 nucleotides. Lineage: Eukaryota; Metazoa; Arthropoda; Malacostraca; Decapoda; Penaeidae. The record is from RefSeq and is a predicted model, not a curated record.
AUGACUCUUCCUCCUCCUCAGAGUUCUCCUCCUGCUCAGCGGGCUCCUCCUGCUCAGCUGGCUUCCCUGGCUGGCACAGCUGGCUCCUCCUGCUCAGCGGGCUUCCUGCUCAACGAGCGGGCUCCUCCUGCUCAGCGGGCUCCUGCUCAGCAGGCUCCCCCUGCUCAGCAGGCUAUCCCUGCUCAACGGGCUUCCCCUGCUCAGCGGGCUUCCCCUGCUCAGCGGGUUUCCCCUGCUCAGUGGGCUUCCCCUGCUCAGCUGGCUCCUCCUGCUCAGCGGGCUCCUCCUGCUCAGCAGGCUCCCCCUGCUCAGCUGGCUCCCCCUGCUCAGCGGGCUCCUCCUGCUCAGCGGGCUCCCCUGCUCAGCUUCUCCCUGCUCAGCGGGCUCCUCCUGCUCAGCUGGCUCCCCCUGCUCAGCUGGCUCCAGCGGGCUCCUCCUGGCUGGCUCCCCCUGCUCAGCGGGCUCCUCCUGCAGCAGCUGGCUCAUCCUCCUGCUCAGCGGGCUCCUCCUGCUCAGCGGGCUCCUCCUGCUCAGCGGGCUCCUCCUGCUCAGCGGGCUCCUCCUGCUGUCUCUGGAAACCCGACCGCCCAGAAUCCGACCGGAUGA